Messenger RNA from Miniopterus natalensis, 1834 nucleotides. The record is from RefSeq and is a predicted model, not a curated record. NCBI's taxonomy places the organism in Eukaryota, Metazoa, Chordata, Mammalia, Chiroptera, Miniopteridae.
AUGUGUGGUCUUGACCUGGUGAUCAAGUGUGGUCUUGAUGACCUGGAGAUCAUGUGUGGUCUUGACCUGGCUAUCAAGUGUGGUCUUGAUGACCUGGUGAUCAUGUGUGGUCUUGACCUGGCUAUCAAGUGUGGUCUUAAUGACCUGGAGAUCAUGUGUGGUCUUGACCUGGCGAUCAAGUGUGGUCCUGAUGACCUGGUGAUCAUGUGUGGUCUUGACCUGGUGAUCAAGUGUGGUCUUGAUGAACUGGAGAUCAUGUGUGGUCUUGACCUGGUGAUCAAGUGUGGUCUUGAUGAACUGGAGAUCAUGUGUGGUCUUGACCUGGUGAUCAAGUGUGGUCCUGAUGACCUGGUGAUCAUGUGUGGUCUUGACCUGGCGAUUAAGUGUGGUCCUGAUGACCUGGCGAUCAAGUGUGUGGCCUCAGGUCCUGUCUGUCUUCUGUUGCUCUGCGGGAAACGUUUCCCUAGACUGACCUGGCUUCUCUCUUUUCUCCCCCAGUUUUUGCGAGUUGAUCAAGAUAAAGACAAGGACUGCAGCCUGGACUGCGGGGGCUCCCCCCAGAAACCUCUCUGCGCGUCGGACGGGAGGACCUUCCUGUCCCGCUGCGAGUUUCAGCGAGCCAAGUGCAAAGACCCGCAGCUGGAAAUCGCCUAUCGGGGAAACUGCAAAGACGUGUCCAGGUGUGUGGCGGAGAGGAAGUACACCCAGGAGCAGGCCCGGAAGGAGUUCCAGCAGGUGUUCAUCCCCGAGUGCAGCGAUGACGGCACCUACAGCCAGGUCCAGUGUCACAGCUACACGGGAUACUGUUGGUGCGUCACACCCAACGGGAGGCCCAUCAGCGGCACCGCCGUGGCCCACAAGACACCCAGGUGCCCCGGUUCCAUCAAUGAGAAGUUACCUCAACGGGAAGGCACAGGAAAAACAGAUGAUGCCUCAGCGCCCACGCUGGACACUCAGCCUCAAGGAGACGAAGAAGAUAUUGCAUCCCGCUACCCUACGCUUUGGACCGAGCAAGUGAAAAGUCGCCAGAACAAAACCAAUAAACAUUCAGUGUCCUCCUGCGACCAGGAGCAGCAGUCGGCCCUGGAGGAGGCCCGGCAGCCCAGGAACGACAACGUCGUGAUCCCUGAGUGCGCGCACGGCGGCCUGUACAAGCCGGUGCAGUGCCACCCGUCCACGGGCUACUGCUGGUGUGUGCUGGUGGACACGGGACGGCCCAUCCCCGGCACCUCCACCAGGUAUGAGCAGCCGAAAUGUGACAACACCGCCAGGGCGCACCCGACCAAGGCCCGGGACCUCUACAAGGGCCGCCAGCUCCAGGGUUGUCCCGGUGCCAAAAAGAAUGAGUUUCUCACCAGCGUUCUGGACGCGCUGUCCACGGACAUGGUCCACGCCGUCUCCGACCCCUCCUCUGCCGGCAGGCUCUCCGAACCUGACCCCAGCCACACGCUGGAGGAGAGAGUGGUCCACUGGUAUUUCAAGCUGCUGGACAAGAAUUCCAGCGGGGACAUUGGCAAGAAGGAGAUGAAGCCCUUCAAGAGAUUCCUUCGGAAAAAGUCCAAACCCAAGAAGUGCGUGAAGAAGUUUGUGGAGUACUGUGACCUGAACAACGACAAGUCGGUGUCCCUGCACGAGCUCAUGGGCUGCCUGGGCGUCACCAAGGAGGAGCGCAGGGCGAGCAGCAGGAAGCGGCACACCCCUAAAGGCAACGCGGAGAGCACGUCUAAUAGACAGGUGAGUGUGUCUCUAUCUUACCCUUAAUAAUUGGCUGGUUUACUUAUAGCUGAUAAAAAUUCAGGGCUGAUAAAAAUCCCAGGAACCAGGAGAUCGGGGU